Protobothrops mucrosquamatus (brown spotted pit viper) is the source of this 1239-nucleotide messenger RNA. Its product is annotated as retinal-specific ATP-binding cassette transporter-like. Gene Ontology annotation, biological process: transmembrane transport; lipid transport. The transcript has 9 exons. Lineage: Eukaryota; Metazoa; Chordata; Lepidosauria; Squamata; Viperidae. Gene Ontology annotation, molecular function: ATPase-coupled intramembrane lipid carrier activity; ATP hydrolysis activity; ABC-type transporter activity. The annotation marks the transcript as partial. Gene Ontology annotation, cellular component: membrane; intracellular membrane-bounded organelle. The record is from RefSeq and is a predicted model, not a curated record.
GUGAAUUAUAUAAUGAGUGCUGGCUUAGUGGUGGCAAUAUUCAUGAGCUUCAAAAAAAAAGCAUACACAUCACCAACCAAUCUUCCUGCACUUAUAAUAUUGCUAUUGUUAUACGGAUGGGCCAUAAUUCCUAUGAUGUACCCUGCCUCCUGCUAUUUUAGCGUCCCCAGCACUGCCUAUGUUUUCUUGUCUUGCGUUAAUCUCUUCAUUGGUAUUAACACUAGUGCUAUUACAUUUAUUCUGGACCUCUUUGAAAAUAAUGCGCCUCUCCUAGAAUUCAACAAAAUGUUAAAAAAAGCAUUUUUGAUCUUUCCUCAUUUCUGCUUGGGUCAUGGACUCCUCGACUUAGCCAUAAACCAAGCUGUGAUUGAUGUCUAUGCACGUUUUGGUAACAUAUUGACCCAAAUCUGGGAUGUUCAUCAAAACAUGGGCUAUUGCCCACAAUUUGAUGCUAUUGAUGAACUACUAACAGGAAGAGAACAUUUGUUUCUCUAUGCCCGUCUGCGUGGUGUCCCAGAAGCUGAAAUUCAGAGGGUGGCAGAAUGGGGAAUUCAGAAACUUGGACUGUCACAAAAUGCAGAUCAGUUGGCAGGAACAUACAGUGGCGGCACCAAACGGAAACUUUCCACUGCUAUUGCAUUGAUAGGCUGCCCUCCCUUAGUCCUGCUAGACGAACCAACUACAGGAAUGGACCCCCAGUCCCGACGCUUGUUAUGGAACUCAAUUUUCAGUGUGAUCAGAGAUGGAAGAGCUGUGGUUCUUACCUCCCACAGCAUGGAAGAAUGUGAGGCGCUCUGUACACGCAUAGCUAUCAUGGCUAAAGGCACCUUCAAAUGUCUGGGCACCAUCCAGGAUCUCAAAUACAAAUAUGGAGAUGGCUACAUCGUUACCAUGAAAAUCAAGGCACCUAAACUUGGAUUACUCCCAGAUCUCAGCCAAGCAGAACAAUUCAUGUGCCAGAACUUUCCAAGAGGGAUACAGAGAGAAAAGCACUAUAACAUGCUGCAGUACCAAAUAUGUACCUACUCACUGGCCAAGAUCUUUAGAUUGAUUCUCUCCAACAAAGAGAACCUAAAUAUUGAAGAAUACUCUAUCUCACAAACUACCCUAGAUCAGGUUUUUGUAAAUUUUGCUAAACAGCAGAUGGAGGAUGAGGAGAUUCCUCUACACCCUCGUGCAGCUGGAGCUAAUAGAGAGAUGAAAGUGACUCCUGUUGUCUAUCGGCAUAUAAGCAAAUAA